Molecule: messenger RNA, 610 nt
Organism: Magallana angulata
Lineage: Eukaryota; Metazoa; Mollusca; Bivalvia; Ostreida; Ostreidae
Product: brorin-like
Exons: 2
Coding region: 43-564 (173 amino acids)
Biological process (GO): negative regulation of BMP signaling pathway
Cellular component (GO): AMPA glutamate receptor complex
Source: RefSeq, a predicted model, not a curated record
UGAUAAGGAUCAAUCUUUCACUCAUAUCUCCCGUAGGUCACUAUGAUAGGACUCGCCGUUUUCGCGCUCUUGCUGAGCUACGCACAGUGCGACCUGUUUUCGCUGGAGUUGACCACGCCUUCAGCCGCGGGAUGUUACUAUCAAGGUUCCUAUUACCCCGUGGGGUCGUUUAAACCCACCCCCUGUGAGUACUGUCAAUGCAGCAUCAGCGGUCAGGCGAUGUGCGCAAUCGCUGACUGCGCACCACCUCAAUGUGCGGACGCCGUUCACGAGAAGGACAAAUGUUGCCCCACAUGCCCUAAUGGUCACAACUGUAAAGCCCCUGACGGACAUCUACUCAAUCUCGGAGAGACCUACUAUAUGAACAGCUACACGAAAUGUUACUGUGAUACCCGCCAUUUUGGUUCCUACAUGGCCGUGUGUACCCACAUGGCUGUUGACCCAGUACAUGUACCUCACGUCGAUCCCAACAAUCCGUACUAUUACGUCACUUCCUAUGUUGAUCCACCCAAGGUCGCCCCGGUUGAUCCUGACACAGUGUAUUAUCCGGCAAAAGGCCGAUAGAUUUAAUUGUAUAUAUACGAUGGGCAAUUAAAAUAGUUUUGGGUUA